Cylicocyclus nassatus is the source of this 1154-nucleotide messenger RNA. The record is from the annotation of a GenBank genome assembly. NCBI's taxonomy places the organism in Eukaryota, Metazoa, Nematoda, Chromadorea, Rhabditida, Strongylidae.
AUGGCUGUGGCAGAUCUUCUGGUCCGGUUUCUGCAAUUAGACUACUUUGCACUGACGCCAUACAGAGAAUACAUACCAGCAAACACGCUUGUAACUAUAUGUAGCGACAAAGGUUGCAAGAUCACCUACAGAGCAACUCAAGAGAACUACAGAAUUCGGAUUUUUGACUUCAAUGAGACUACGUUCAACAUCAGAGUAACACCUGCCAGUUGUGAUUUGGCGAAACCCCACAAGAUAGCGCUCUCCUUUUUCGAUACAUGGAUACCAGGUGAUAUACUGAAGAUGGAGCACAUCGAGAACAACGCAUUCGUCAUCAAGAGAGAAGGAGUGCAUAUAGAGUCACGUUUUUACGGAAUACGUGCUAAGUCUAAGAAGCCUUGUGUUAAUUUUAGGUUCGGUGAAAAUGCGGUCAUUUUCUUAGUUAAUCUCACGAAAGGCAACAGUUCCAUCGAGGAAAGAGGUGGAAAAAAGGAACCAUGUGUUCUCGAAACAAGAAGAGCUAGAUAUUUCGCUCUAUUUGCGAAUCAGAUGGAUAAUUGUCCCACUUUUAUAUCAAUGGUCGAUGAGUCUUUUCCCUUCUGGGAUCGGAGUAAGCCAAAAGGAAUGGAAGGAGUACCGGGAACCGGCGGAAGAGUAUACACUACAGUACUUCGCGAAGUCACGAUCGCCAGUAUAUUGGUCUUUUUCUAUUACCACAUUCUGACCAAGUUCAUCCUUCCGGUGUAUUUUCACUUCAAAGUGCCCGUGCGUGCAAGGCCACCAUUGGCCCAAUCGAGAAUGAAGCAGCCUGUUUCCAAUCCUAAAAAGUCGAACAGGGAAGCGAAACAGCUUUCCAAAGACGGAGCUGCGAAGCAUGAGAUUGCACCUGAAAAUAUUAUUAUGGAAAAAACACAGAAAGCCACAUCGGGAUCAGGCAGUGGAGAAACAGGCACACCGGCACCGACUCCGGGACGGGUACCUGGUUCGACUUCAUCGGGAGCCACACCGGGACAAGACACGCCAGCAACGCCAGCAACGCCAGCUACUCCGGAAACUGCACCUACGCAAGGGACACAGCCGCGCACGCCCGAGUGGAUGUGAUCGUUGAAUAGUUUUUCUUUGUAACGAUAUUGUGACAACCUUUUACCGGCGAUGUCACAAGCUUUAAUGCGUUG